CCGAGUCUGGCUCGAGGCUCGCGAAAGGCGUACAGCUCGGCUCAAUGUCGACGACAGAUGCCCCCAAGCUGACCAAGAAGCAGCAAAAGGCACUCGCAUUUCGAUCGGGCAACAAAAAGGGCGCAAAGAAGGCAGCACAGCUCGCGCAGGACGAGGUUCCGGCUGAUGAUCUCGAGGAGGAUGCUCCACAGGCGACAAGCAAGCCUGCCAAGAGGAAAAAAGAGGGCGAAUCGGUAGCCAGCAAGGAUGCGCUGUCGAAGGAAGCCAAGCCAGAGCCCGGAGAGGAGAAAGCAAAGAGCCAACCGCCGAAGAAAGUCCGCUUGAUCGUCUUUGUUGGCAAUCUUGCCUACGAUGUCACUGCAGAUCAGGUCGCUGCGCACUUUGAGCCGUGCGGUGAGAUACCGAGCGUCAGGCUAGGGACUAGUAAGGCUGCGGCAGAAGGAGCGCAGCAAGUCAAGAGCAAAGGCUAUGCGUUCGUCGAGUUCAAACAAGCCAGCUCGCUGCAGAAUGCGCUCAGAUUGCACCAUUCGCUCAUUCCGCCCAGCAAGCGCAAGAUCAACGUCGAGCUGACUGCAGGUGGUGGCGGAAAGGGCGAGAAGCGACAGGCAAAGAUACAAGCCAACCGGAAGCGCUUGGAUACCCAGCGUGAGAAACGCGCCGAGGUGGCCAAAGAAUCCAAGAAAGCCAAAGGCGACGAACUCGUUCGGCACUUUCGAUCCGACCAACCUACUGAGCUUGGUGAUGAGGGGCAGGCGCCGAAGAAAGUCAGCAGAAAGAAAGGCGCGCUGCCAAAGAAGAAGCCCGAUAAGCCCUGGCUGUCUGGUGCGAACAACAUCAAGAUUGGGUGAAAUCGGAGUGCAUUGUAUACAAUCUGUUGUUGUCAACAUGGGUACAUCAUAAUGCUCUAGUCAUC
Mixia osmundae IAM 14324 is the source of this 913-nucleotide messenger RNA. RefSeq lists its product as uncharacterized. The transcript is spliced from 3 exons. Lineage: Eukaryota; Fungi; Basidiomycota; Mixiomycetes; Mixiales; Mixiaceae. The record is from RefSeq and is a predicted model, not a curated record. Bases 45 to 848 code for a protein of 267 amino acids. Gene Ontology annotation, molecular function: RNA binding.